Molecule: messenger RNA, 2034 nt
Organism: Exophiala spinifera
Lineage: Eukaryota; Fungi; Ascomycota; Eurotiomycetes; Chaetothyriales; Herpotrichiellaceae
Exons: 7
Coding region: 1-2034 (677 amino acids)
Biological process (GO): regulation of DNA-templated transcription; DNA-templated transcription
Cellular component (GO): nucleus
Molecular function (GO): DNA-binding transcription factor activity, RNA polymerase II-specific; zinc ion binding; transcription cis-regulatory region binding
Source: RefSeq, a predicted model, not a curated record
AUGGAAAUACAUCGAGAAACACCGAACAGUCCCAAGCCAGCCAGGGCGAAGGCUUGCUUGGAAUGCCGCAGGUUGAAGAUGAAAUGCCGUCCGGUGGCUGGCAACACAAUAUGCGAGCGGUGUAGACAGAAGUCAAUGGACUGUAUCUUCCAUGAGAAGAAACGUGGUCGCAAACCAGCAAAUGCACGACAGAUUGCUUCCCGACCAGCUCUACCAUCAGGCUCCGUUGCAGACAUGAAGGAUGUGGAUCAUGUGCGCACAUAUGAUUCGGCGUCCUUGGAUCAAAUGUCGCCCGGGAAUGCUUCAGAGGAUGAAGAUCGAGACUUUUUAGCCGACUCAGAAGGAUUCCAACCGUCUGGCCUCUUGAACAAACAGGCAACAACAGGGGCCUUUUCACUCAAGAACAUUCUGAGCACGAGCCCUAACGUUGAGCACAACACAUCCAAAGAUACUGCUACCAUCCCAGAGGAUGAUCCGGUAAGGAAGAAUAUUGUAUCCUAUCAUAUCGCAACUUCUCUAUUUGAAGGAUUCAUGAAGAAUUUAAACCCUUUCAUUUGUGUUCUGGAUCCGGAGCUAUAUACUUUUGAGUAUGUACGCACACGAUCGCCAUUUCUGUUUGCAGUCAUCCUCGCUGCAUCGGCCAAAGCAUUCAAUCCACCGCUAUACCUAGACCUCCAUAGAUACGCAGAAACCCUGUAUGGGAAUGCUUUUUGCAGGGGUGAGAAAUCCCCUGAGAUCAUCCAGGCAUUCAUUAUCAGUACUUAUUGGAAGCAACCGGACGAUACUCGCUCGUGGUCGGUCAUCGGCUACGCCAUCAGACUUUGCAUGGAGCUAGGAUUCCACAAGCUUGUCUUCGAUCCCAAGUAUGCCGAUCCCGAAACACCUGAGUUUGAGGUACGGCAGAGGAGAAAUAUCGAGCGUAUAUGGCUUCUGCUGUUUGUCUAUGAUCGGAGUAUGAGCCUCCAAACGGGCAAACCAUGGAUGAUCGAAAGGAGCGAGUUCAUUGAGUCCGUGAACACCUGGUACCGAAACCCAAUGGCGAUCUCGAAUGAUGCUAUGAUGGCCGCCUUGGUGACCUUGAGAAUUGCCUCUGCUGAUAUACUAGAGGCAUUCAACCCUCAGCGACCUGCACCCUCGAUGAUACAAGCAUAUCGUUUCGAUUCUUUGUUGAAAACCCACAGUAUUCAAAUCGAAGCUUGGAAGAAGCACUGGGUGGAAAUAACUUCUGAUAGGGAACGCUGCCACCCGUUCCUCGUCUCGUUCUUUGGUACCCACCUAUCUUUGCUGCUGUACUCGUUCAAGCUUCAAGGAUCUAUCGCAUCGCCUCUAGGGGCAUCGUUGGUAGAUACUGAGGCUUUUUGGAUCACCUACACCAGUGCUUUGGAAAUGCUUCAGCUAGUGUCGCAGCCUGCCCUUACGGCACUUCUGAGCUUUGCGCACGACUCGAUCCACACGAUGACGGCCUAUGCAGCCGCAUUUCUCAUAAAGUUGCUUCUGUCUGUUAAUGUUACGAUCCGAAAACAAUUUGAGAACACCGUUAUGAAAACGAUUGAUCAAGCAGCAGCAAUCUUUGCACAGCAGUCGGCACCACCGACUUUUGGCUGUGCUCUGCAAGCCAACUUCCUCACGAACGUACUUCGAGAGUAUAAAAAGGCUUGCCACCGACGUUCGCAACCGCGUAAGGUAGCAGAAGACGUAACCAGAGCGCAGGCUCCCUCUUCUGGCGGCGUAACAGACAUGACUCCAAAUAUGAAUCAGGCAGAGCAACGACAGUCGACUUUCUUGACUUGGAAUGAGCAUGUCCGGCCGCCGCCAAUUGCCACGAGCAGCGGCCGAGAUGUUGGUGAUGGACAAUUACGAGGAACAGCAUCAGCAAAUUUUGCAAGGCACCGAGGUAUAGAUAUCAGCGAAUCCUUCACUGGAGAUACAAAUACCUCCGCGAACAAUUUGGUCUUUUACAACGAUGAAGAUUGGAGUGCUAUUUUCGCAAAUGCCGGCUUCAAUAUCACCGGCGGGGUGUUCAUACCCGGUUGA